UUGUCGUUAUUGUGGCAAAAAAAUUCGCGUCAGGUUCGUGUUUCAAUAGUGGUCGUAGAAAUUGCUGGUUUUGUGGAGCUGACACUUCCUUUCUUUCUCAUCAAACCCCACUUUUUUCGCCGAGGCUCUACCGUUCCGUUAUGCUCCUAACAUUUACUUCCCUUUCUUUCUGUUUUUUUAUUUUUUUUUCUUGGUGAUAACAAAUAUUUCAGAGUAUUCUUGGUAAUUUUUCAAGAAUCGAAAUUUCCAUAAAAUUUGGAAAAAAAGGCCAAAACUUUGUUAUAGGGAUAUUCAUGAUUCUUGCUUAUGUUGUUUCUUUUUGGGAAAAACAAGAUUGUUUUCAGGUUUGUAUAAAGCUGUGGCUUAGGUGAUUUUUGGAACAUGGAUGUAAGCGAGCUAGAGGAGAAUUUGUUCGCUGCUAGCGAUGCCAAGUUACACAGAGAUAUGUGCAAGGAACUAUCUGCUGUUUAUUGCAAGGUAUUGUCUAUCUUCCCUUCCUUGGAAGAAGCACGUCCGCGGAGUAAGUCAGGGAUUCAAGCCUUGUGCUCCUUACAUAUUGCACUCGAGAAAGCCAAGAACAUUCUUCAACACUGCUCUGAGUGUAGCAAACUUUACUUGGCUAUCACUGGGGAUGCUGUUCUGUUAAAAUUUGAGAAAACAAAGUCUGCACUUAUCGAUAGUCUUAGACGCGUGGAGGACAUUGUCCCUAGCUCAAUUGGCUCUCAGAUUUUAGACAUUGUAGGUGAACUAGAACACACCAAGUUUUUGCUUGAUCCAUCAGAGAAAGAAGUCGGUGACAGUAUAAUCUCACUACUCCAACAAGGCAAGAAAUUUGACAACGCCACCGACAACGCCGAGCUUGAAAUAUUCCACCAAGCAGCUACUAAACUCAGCAUAACUUCUUCCAGAUCAGCUCUAGCAGAGCGGCGCGCUCUAAAGAAACUCAUCGACAAGGCACGUGCGGAAGAAGACAAGCGGAAAGAGUCAAUCGUGGCUUACCUCUUGCAUCUCAUGAGAAAAUACUCAAAGCUUUUCAGAAGCGAAGCUGUGGAUGAGAAUGACUCUCAGUGUUCACCACCAUGUUCCCCCACUGGUAAUGAAGACCGUCCCCAUGCGUUUGGGCGUCAACUAUCUAAGUUUGGUUCUGUUAAUAACAGUAGGAAACCAGGACAGAUGAUGCCCACUCCACCAGAAGAACUCAGGUGUCCCUUAUCUUUGCAGCUUAUGUUUGAUCCUGUCAUUAUUGCUUCUGGACAGACUUAUGAACGUGUAUGCAUCGAGAAAUGGUUAAGUGAUGGACAUAACUCUUGCCCCAAGACUCAGCAGCAGCUCCCACAUCUUUCCUUGACUCCUAAUUACUGUGUGAAAGGUCUGAUUGCGAGCUGGUGUGAGCAGAAUGGGAUCACAGUUCCUACUGAACCACCACAGUCUCUCGACCUCAACUACUGGAGGCUAGCCUUGUCUGACUCUGAAUCCGCCAAUUCAAAGUCUGUUGAUGGUAUAGGACCGUGCACACCGAAGGAAGCAAAACUCGUUCCUUCGGAGGAGAGUAGUACUAUUGGUCCGGAACAACAACAACACAAAGAAGAAGUCAAUGCGCCUGACGUCAAUGUUCUAGAACAGUAUCAGGAUAUAUUGGCUACCUUGGACAAAGAGGAGGACUUGGGUGAAAAAUGCAAAGUAGUAGAAAACGCCAGGCUGUUGCUGAAGGAUGAUGAAGAGGCCAGGAUCCUCAUGGGAGCCAAUGGGUUUGUUGAAGCUUUCUUGCGGUUUUUAGAAUCAGCUGUUGAUAAAAACAAUGCAGCCGCACAGGAAACUGGAGCUAUGGCUCUAUUUAACUUAGCAGUCAACAAUAACAGGAACAAAGAAUUGAUGCUGACUUCAGGAGUCAUCCCGCUGCUAGAGAAAAUGAUCACUUGUCCUCACUCCCAAGGGCCAGCAACUGCGUUGUACCUAAACCUCUCCUGCCUCGAGAAAGCUAAGCCAGUGAUUGGCUCAAGUCAAGCAGUUCCCUUUUUCGUGAAGCUUCUUCUUCAGGGAGAAACACAGUGCAAGCUGGACGCUCUUCACGCGCUCUACAACCUCUCAACCCACUCUCCCAAUAUCCCCACUCUCCUUUCAUGUAACAUAAUCAAAACCCUCCAAGUCCUAGCAUCAACAGGUGACCACUUGUGGAUAGAGAAGUCAUUAGCGGUAUUAAUAAACUUAGCCUCUAGCCAAGAAGGGAAAGAAGAGAUGAUAUCAUCACAAGGGAUGAUCAGCACUCUCGCAACGGUCCUGGACGCCGGUGACACGGUGGAACAAGAGCAAGCCGUUUCUUGCCUUGUGAUCUUGUGCACGGGAAGCGAGCAGUGUAUCCAGAUGGUGCUGCAAGAAGGAGUGAUUCCGUCUCUGGUUUCCAUCUCGGUGAAUGGAAGUAGCAGAGGAAGAGACAAGUCUCAGAAGCUUCUGAUGCUGUUCAGGGAACAGAGGCAACGAGAACAGGCGUCGCCGAAUAAAGAUGAAGCUCCCAGGAAAAGCUUGUCUGCGCCAUUGCCAAUGUCUGUACCUGCUCAAGCUUCAGGUCCACCAGGGUCAGAAGGGAAGCCUUUGUUUAAAUCAACCUCUGCAAGGAGAACAAUGACGAGAGCAUUCAGCUUCUUCUGGAAGAAAAGCUACUCCAUCCACCGUUGAAGAAAAAAGAUACAUUUGGAGUGUGUCACAUUUACAUACUCCAAUGUAAACCUGUUUUUUUAUUCCUUUGAUCCUUAACUUCUUACACAAGUCAUCUGCAUAGGGAAGAACGAUAUGUAAAUGCCACUUUGGGACCUCACCAUUUUUGCUCACUUUUCCUCUCUCACCAGAGGUAAUCGUGUAGAUAGCUUACUGAUGUAACAGUUUUGUUUUUUUUUUCUAUAUAUGAAACCUCACUUUCAGUA
This is a messenger RNA of Brassica napus (rape), 2918 nucleotides long. Its product is annotated as U-box domain-containing protein 6. The record is from RefSeq and is a predicted model, not a curated record. Lineage: Eukaryota; Viridiplantae; Streptophyta; Magnoliopsida; Brassicales; Brassicaceae. Gene Ontology annotation, molecular function: protein binding; ubiquitin-protein transferase activity. The transcript is spliced from 5 exons. Gene Ontology annotation, biological process: protein ubiquitination. The coding region runs from base 382 to 2673 and encodes 763 amino acids. Gene Ontology annotation, cellular component: cytoplasm; nucleus.